CUAAGUUGCAAUCAUGUAUCGAGAAAUAACCUAAGAUUACUGAAUGAACAACGUCCAUCUUGCGAAGGUGUUUGUUAUUGUUUGUUUAUUAGUUAUUUGCAUUUUUGUGCAUUUAAAAGUUAUUAUUUGUUGCGAAUUGUGCUGUCGUGCUAACUUACUCAAUAUGAGUAAACGAGUAAAGGCCUGCUGUGUACUAGGAUGCACGAAUAAGCAAGCGAUAAGACAUUCCAUUCCUACGAAUGAAGACGUUUGCAGAAUUUGGUUGCAAAGAAUAAAUAACCCCAAGUUAAUAAUAGCAGAUACAGUAUUAUCAUCACAUAGAAUAUGUGGUAUUCAUUUUGAACCAAUUUGUAGAAACCCCAAUGGCAGGUUUAAAAACUUUCACUGCCAACUCUACAUUUACCUGGUAAGUACUUAUAUUUACUGUGACAAUAAACCUCUUAUGAAUCCUAGUGAAAAGUUAUGCAGAGGAAAAGAAUUGCUAUUUCCUCCAAUAGUCAAUGUCCCAAUUUAUAAACCAUUCAAUAGAAGCUCAAAAUAUACAGGAUUAGAUCUUGUCACUCCUUAUGUGGCAGGUUCAGUAGCGAAGAAAUUAUUUAAAAGUCUCAAAUGCCACUUGUGUAAAAAUAUAAUAUUGUCAUUGUAAUAUAUUCUAGGAAAUGUAAAAAAAAAUGUUUUAUGUGCGCCUUCAGCAAAAUUCUGUGAUAUUUUUAAAAGUUUUUUUGAUAAAAUUUUCGAAACAUUGCCCCAGUUAAUCAAUUCAUUAGGCAUAAAGAAACAAAUAUUUCGUUUGGAGGAUUUGACAGACGUUUCCUCAAUAUUUUGUUCAGAUUAUAAGGAUUAUGUAAAUAUGUUUGUAAAUAUUAGUUUUAACAUAUGCACCUUUCAUUACAUAGGUAUUAUUAAUAAAAUUUUGAAGGGCAAAAAUCAACAAUAUAAAGAUUACGAUGUUGUGAUGAAUAUGGCAUAUGUUAAAUAUAGGGAAAGCUGCAAGAAAGACAACGGUAAUCAUUAAUUAACCUUGGUUAUAAAAUCAGUUUUUUAUAUACCAUUGUAUGUACCAUGUACAAACAGAAACAUUUUUUAAACACGCCAACAUCUCACUGUUGACAGUCCUAAGCCUGCUAAAGUGUGGAGAAAAAUUUUUGUGUUUGUGGAUAUACUUAUAAAAUGUCAAAAACAAAAUUAAAAUUAUAAUAAUCA
Diorhabda carinulata is the source of this 1203-nucleotide messenger RNA. RefSeq lists its product as uncharacterized. The transcript has 2 exons. Bases 44 to 646 code for a protein of 200 amino acids. Lineage: Eukaryota; Metazoa; Arthropoda; Insecta; Coleoptera; Chrysomelidae. The record is from RefSeq and is a predicted model, not a curated record.